ACACUAUUCCAUCAAUAAAAGUUAAUAAAAUUUCAUGCAUUUAUCACAAACCCAAAACAAUUCACCUUCUUCACUCUACAAUGCCAGGAUCCAUUCAAGUUUCAGUUCUUGACUUCAAGGAGCUUCCUUUGUCAUCAAAUUCUGUCAAGUUGUCAUUGGGUAAAGUUGAGCAUGAAGCUGGGGAAAAAGGGAGCUUUUCUUUUCCGUUGGCGAAUCUGCGGGAUAAUUUGAUCAUUACAGUUCAGGAUUCUGAGGGGAAUCAAGUAUCACAAUCAGGUGUUCGAACCAUGUCGAUAAUCGAAAAGGGUAUAUGGGAUGAUGUAUUUCCCAUUGAAGGAGGUGGGCUUGUACAUAUGAAGCUGCAGUUUUUUCUUAGUGAGGAGGAACAGACCCGCAUUCGUUUGCUGAGAGAAUCGGCAAUGAAGAAGAAGCAAGUUGAGAUUCUUGGUAGUAGAUAUGAGGUUUCGUAUGUUUUGAGUGCUUCGUCUUCACAAGAUUUCCAGAAAGGCGGUUUCAACAAUGACGGGACAAAAGAAGAAUCUUUUCGGAGGCAGUCAUCCACAGAAACAAACGAAGAGAGCACGUCAAAUAAGAAUGAUGCGAUUUCGCAACAACAAGGUGAAGUACCCGAAAAGCUUCUAGAAGACACCGAGACUCGUGAUUACUUAAAGAUCAAAUCAGAACCGUUGUAUAAUCGUGUUGAGAAAUCAGAUAAGCAGAUUCUUGAAGAUAAAAAUCCGAGCUUUGUAAAGAAAACGAGCAAAGAGGACAAUGAGAUUCAACUACAAGAAACCGGUUUACUAAAAAGAUCGGAUGGUUCAUCGUCUAGUGAUGUGGGGUCGUCAAGAUUAACCGUUGCUGAAAAGAUGAAAUCGUUAGAGAAAACCCCGCAAAACAUAAAGAAGAUGAUUAGUGUGUUUGAAAGUACUAUAUCUCAGGAUAGAGUUCCUCUCAAACCUGUAAGUGCAAAAUCAUAUAGAUUCGGAACCUCACGUUUAUUGAAGGAUUAUUACGAGAAGUCAACAAGCCUCAAGAACUCAGAAGACUCAAGUUCGUCUAGGCUCCGGAAUUCUUUUAGUACGGGUGAUUUGCGGAAAAACUUUUCAAAUAUCACAACAGAAGGAGAUCAAGUUGAUCGUGAAGGUGUAAACGACGAAAAAGAGAGUAUUGAUGGUAGAGAGAGUUCCAAAGUCAAUCUUGACUACUUUGACCAAGAUGGUCGAGGUCGAUGGGCGUUUCUUGAUGAAAAACGACAUUUUUGUAUAACGGCCCAAGGUGACAAGACGAUUAGCUUAUUAAGUGAUUGCAAGAUUGAAGGAAAAGGUCACCAAGAAAAGGAUGAAGAAAUAGAAAGUCCGGCAAACGCAGAUGUAGAGGCUUCCAAUGGAUCAUUUGGACAGGCAAUGAAAAUCGCACUUGUGGUAGGAUUUGGAGCACUUGCUUUCCUUUUUCGACAAACGGAAUCUGGAAAAGGAAAGAAAAAGGAAAAUAUACACGCGUUAAGGAAUCAAGUGCCGAUGAAUAGACGAGGAUCAAGUGAAGAACAAGGUAGAAGGUUUGGUGUAUUAAGGUUGUCUUAGGUUUCUUUCUGUCAUUCAAAAUCAUGGCUAGAGUCGGAGUCUAAAUGUGAUUUUACAUUUAUUUUGGUGUUUGUAUGAAACAAAAUAUUAACAGUAGUGUUACUAACCAUUAGUAA
Helianthus annuus (common sunflower) is the source of this 1696-nucleotide messenger RNA. RefSeq lists its product as uncharacterized. The transcript is spliced from 12 exons. The record is from RefSeq and is a predicted model, not a curated record. The coding region runs from base 81 to 1580 and encodes 499 amino acids. NCBI's taxonomy places the organism in Eukaryota, Viridiplantae, Streptophyta, Magnoliopsida, Asterales, Asteraceae.